UCAAGUGGCCCGGUACCCCAUACUCCCGGAGAACCCCCCACAUAAAACAUAAAACUGAAGCCCGUUCGAGGCUCUCUGACAUCUACACGUCGAGUCUGAAGGUCCGAGCAGACCGGAAGAAGAAACCCGGAAGUGCUGUUGAGCAGGCUUCUUUUGAGUUACUAGCUGCCCUGUUGUCCCCUGAAGUUCACAGCAAAAUGCCUGAGAUUCUGACACCGAGGAUUCGAGCCAACAACACCAGUGCUAGCACUGGACUGGAGGGCUUCAAGGCGCACGCUGUGUUCCAGGAAAUCAGCAAGAAGCUGGAGGAGGAAGGGGAUCAGUUUGUGAAAAAGAUUGGAGGAGUGUUUGCCUUCAAAGUGAAGGACGGCCCGAAUGGACAGGAAGCAACUUGGGUGGUGGAUGUAAAGAACGGUAAAGGCUGCGUUAACAACGACGAAGAUAAGAAGGCCGACUGCACCAUCUCCAUGUCCGAUACAGACCUGCUGGCUUUGAUGACGGGGAAGAUUAAUCCACAGACUGCAUUUUUCCAGGGCAAGCUGAAGAUCACAGGAAACAUGGGCCUGGCCAUGAAGCUUCAAAACCUGCAGCUGCAGCCAGGGAAAGCCAAACUGUAGAGGAGGCGUUCAGCAGAGCUCCAACUAAGCUGCUCAACCGCAGAACAUUUAGUCUGGCUGCAGAUAAACCUCGGAAGUGUUAGAAAAUGAACCAUGGCUCCUGUUCAGGGUGGGUCUCCCUGACAGAACAGUGGCUUUAGUCACCAGUCUAACUACAGAUUAACAUAGACACGUAAUUCAUUUUCUAAUUGAGUCCUUCUCUGUCCACUCUUCUUUUAGGCUGUCACUUUAGGACAGGUGCUCCCUACUUUAUGACACAAAUGACGUUCAUGUGUAGAUUUUAAUAACCUUCCAAGUAAAUGUUAUUGAAUUUGAUAUCACUAAAUAUUUUCACAACACAUUGGUUACACAAUUCUAAACAGGACUGGAUAAGUGCCUCCAGGAGUGACUCAGAAUCAAGAGUUUAGUAACCAGUCUGCCCAACAUGUUAAUAACUGGGGGGGUUUGUAAUAUUUUUGCUGUACAAUUAAUAUAAUAUUGAUGUCUGCCUUCUAAUUAAAUUAAUCUUUGCUACCUGA
Austrofundulus limnaeus is the source of this 1135-nucleotide messenger RNA. It is a transcript of the gene scp2b, whose product is annotated as sterol carrier protein 2b. The transcript has 5 exons. The record is from RefSeq and is a predicted model, not a curated record. Lineage: Eukaryota; Metazoa; Chordata; Actinopteri; Cyprinodontiformes; Rivulidae. Gene Ontology annotation, cellular component: cytosol. Bases 198 to 617 code for a protein of 139 amino acids.